GCCUGGAGCCCCGCCCCCCGCGGCUUGCCUGAGGCGGCGGUGGCGGCGGCCGAGCCGAGUUGAGGCGCCUGGAUCCCGCUAUGGGGAACUGCCACACGGUGGGGCCCAACGAGGCGCUCGUCGUCUCAGGCGGCUGUUGUGGUUCUGAUAACAAGCAGUACAUCUAUGGCGGCUGGGCCUGGGCCUGGUGGUGCAUUUCUGACACGCAGAGGAUUUCCCUAGAGAUAAUGACGUUACAGCCCAGGUGCGAGGACGUAGAGACGGCGGAGGGGGUAGCUUUAACUGUCACAGGUGUGGCCCAGGUGAAAAUAAUGACCGACAAGGAGCUCUUGGCCGUCGCUUGUGAGCAGUUCUUGGGGAAGAACGUGCAGGACAUCAAGAACGUCGUUCUGCAGACCUUGGAGGGACACCUCCGGUCCAUCCUGGGCACUCUGACGGUGGAACAGAUCUAUCAGGACCGAGACCAGUUUGCCAAGCUGGUGCGGGAGGUGGCAGCGCCGGAUGUGGGCAGGAUGGGCAUCGAGAUCCUCAGCUUCACUAUCAAGGACGUCUACGAUAAAGUCAGCUACCUGAGCUCCCUGGGGAAAACCCAGAUUGCCGUGGUCCAGCGAGAUGCCGAUAUCGGGGUGGCCGAGGCCGAGCGAGAUGCCGGCAUCCGGGAGGCCGAGUGCAAGAAGGAGAUGCUGGACGUGAAGUUCAUGGCGGACACCAAGGUGGCCGACUCCAAGAGGGCCUUUGAAAUGCAGAAGGCCGCCUUCACUCAGGAGAUCAACAUUAAGAAAUACAGCACAACAAUGAUGAAAACCAUCCUGAAUGCACUUUGGGUCAAUAUAAAAGAGGGGGGAAAUAUGACAUUACCAUAG
Thamnophis elegans (Western terrestrial garter snake) is the source of this 863-nucleotide messenger RNA. RefSeq names its product flotillin-2-like. Gene Ontology annotation, biological process: regulation of myoblast differentiation; protein localization to plasma membrane. Lineage: Eukaryota; Metazoa; Chordata; Lepidosauria; Squamata; Natricidae. The record is from RefSeq and is a predicted model, not a curated record. Gene Ontology annotation, cellular component: plasma membrane. The coding region runs from base 81 to 863 and encodes 260 amino acids. The transcript has 8 exons.